UAAAGGGCACUCCGACUGUAAAGCGAGGAGAAAUGGUUCUUGUGUUUAUUUCUUAGAUUUGUUUUGAUUGCGGGAUAUAGUCGUGUUUUCAUGUCUAGGGUUAAGUCAAUGAGCCGGUCGCCAGCUGAAAUAUGCGCAGACUGCACGGCAUUCGACCCUACAUGGGCGUCUAUAAAUCGCGGGGUACUGAUAUGCGACGAAUGCUGCAGCGUUCAUCGCAGUCUUGGUCGGCACAUUUCUCAGGUGCGAUCGUUGAAGAAAGGACAUUGGAGUCCUACCCUGUACAGUGCUGUUCAGCAGUUGGCUAACAGUGGUGCUAACAACAUCUGGGAACAUGCCCUGCUAGACCCCACCCAUGGCAGGCCUAUUAAACGGAAACCCACUCCCAGAGACCCUGUACACCCCAAUAAAUCAGAUUUUAUUCGCAAGAAAUACCAUUUCUUAGCAUUUGUGAACAAACAUAACAAAGACCUGGAACAUAACUCAGUAGAAGACCUUAGUAUGCAAUUGCACUCUAGUGUGAGGACAGGAAAUCUAGAAACGUGUAUGAGACUGCUGUCUAAAGGGGCGGACCCCAACUAUUUCCACCCAGAGAAGCGGAAUUGUCCUAUCCACGUGGCGGCGCAGGCUGGUCAAGCUCUCCAGGUUGAGCUGCUGGUCGUCUAUGGAGCUGACCCAGGGGUUGUGGACAACUCUCAUAAAACACCCGCCGAUUAUGCCCGAGCUGAAGGUUAUUUGGAUUUGGCCCUGCGAUUGAUAGAGUGUCAAUACGAACUCACAGACAGACUUGCAUACUUCUUAUGUAAUAAAACACCAGAUCAUAGAGGUGGGCAACAUUUCAUAAUACCUGAAAUGGCUGACAGUCAUUUGGAUUUGUCAGAAUUAGCCAAACAAGCAAAGAAAAAACUGCAAGCGCUUCCUAACCAUUUAUUUGAGGAGCUGGCAAAAGAUGUUUAUGACGAAGUGGACAGAAGAGAAAAUGAUGCUCAUUGGAAUGCAUGCCAUGACCAAAGUAUUUUGACUGAACGACAAAUGGUGGCAUUUUUGCCAGUCAAUCCAGAAUUUUCCACAACAAGAAAUCAGGGACGACAAAAAUUGGCACGGCUGAAUGCCAGAGAAUUUGCUACCCUUAUUAUAGACAUUCUGAUUGAUGCCAAGAGAAGACAGCUUGGGGUUGUCUCCCCUGUUCACACUCCCAAAGUUCUUAAAGCGGACACAGCGAUGUCAGUAGGUGACCUGAGACGGCCUCCACGUUCCACCAGUCCCCUGGAGGAUGACCCUAUUUAUGACACAGUUCCCGAUGAUGACGACAACAGUAGCAUAGACACACAGAGCAUUAAGAGCCUUCGGGACGACAUGAAGAAAGAUAGACCCUCAGAUAGUAUGGAGUUGAUUGAAUACCCAGAGGAGCCAGUGCCACCUGAACAGUAUGUGACGCUUCAGAAGAAGCUGAUGCGUUCAGAGUCCCAAGUGCGUGAGCUGCGGGAAGAAAUCCUCCUCCUGCAGAAUAUGGUUCAGCAACUACAGAGUGAAAACCAGUCGUUGAGGGAAGACAAAUGCAGCAGUCAUGGGAGCACGGGGUCCUCUGACCCAUCUAAUACGCCAGGCAGCAUCCCCAAUGGACAUCAGGGAGAGAUUGUCACCCCAGAAACCAACAGACUGAGCUCGCCUGCACAGCGGCUGGACCGAUCGCGAGCGCGACCUCAGUCUAUGGUUGAGCCGAGGAAUCAACACAAACAGUCACCUUGGCAAGUGGGCCAGUGCAAUGACAAAAAAGUGGUAUCUGCUGUGUCAGAAGUUAACAUCAGGAAUGUUGCUGACAGAUCAGGGGCAACGAGUUUUCGUCAGAACCCUGUGGGCCACCCCCCUGAGCUCAAUACUCACCUGGAGGAAGGGGAGGAGAGAAGGUCGCUGGUGCGAGGUGGAAGCACAGGGGAUGUAAGAGCCAUUGGAAUAGCCCCCAGAGCCGAAGGGGGCCAAGAUCCAAAUCUUCCAUCUCAGGAUGAUAUGAAAAUGAAGACAGAAAAAAUCAGCCGGAAAAUUCGAGAGUUAAUGCAGCUAGCUCAGGAGGGGCGUCAUGACAGUUUUGGACCCUGUGCUGAUCACAUAUUAGAGGCUGUCACAGAUACCGUGCAGUUAUUUCCUAAGGUGAGGAUGCCAUCGGAGAUAACAGUUGCCAUUGAGUCUCUAACAGCUAAUGCCAAAUUGCUGCAGACGGAGUGCUUAGAUUUCCACAGCUCUAAUGCCUUCUCAGAGCUCGAGCUACAGAACAAAACUAAAUACGUCAUCCAGCAUGCAUACGAUGUAGCAAAGGCUGCUCGCGAAUUGGUGGCCAUUUUGAACUGACUGAUCUGUGCCAAAACAUAGCAUAAGCAAGGACAUGUUUGGACAAUCAUACCUUUUCGCACAUGUUUAGCUGUUGUCUGUCUACCCACCUACGUGCUUCACUUUCCCACAUCUGCUCUGCUGUGACGGUUCAUCUUUUUUUUUUGUUAUGGCCUUUACAAACUGCAUGCUGGUAGUGCAUGGGCCAUGGCAGUAUUCAGACCAGUGUUUAUGAACAAGAAUAAGGUGUGGCUGUGAUGGAAGGGAAACCAGAUCCAAAGAAGGCCAAAAAAUUGAACAAAUUGCUAACCUGAAACGAUCAUGGCUGUAGCAUGUUUGCUGGCAAAUGCUCUGGUUUCAUUGACCUCUACUGAACUGGAAGAGUGACUGGCUCUGAUUCAGCCUUUGACUUCUUGCUUUAAAGAAAUCAUAAUCAAGUCUGGUGUUAUUUUGUGGAAAUAAGUCAGUCUGUGGAAGACGACUUAUCCUGAUUGCUGACUUAAGUUUGACGUUUAAUUAAGUCUUUGGAAAUGACCCAGUACUGGAUGAAACCUUUGUUCAACUGUGGACUUCAGUAUGAGGCAUGUCUCAGUGUGUUCAAGAAAAUUAUGCUGACUUAAUUCUGAUGUUACAUGUCAUUGCAGACAUUGUACAUGACAUAUUCAUAUUUGUUCACAACUAAAACUUGACAUCAGAAUUGUGAGAAGAGCUGAUUUCUUGCGAAAACAUUUAUGAUAUCUGUACUUUUUUACCUCCAUAAUUGGGUGUACUAGGCAUUUUGAGGAUAGUGACCAGUAGUUGUACCCCAACCCCAGUACUGCAUGUUGAUGAAGCCGUUAGUUUUCUGAAUGAUGCUAAAGUGAUACAUGUGUUUCUACAGGAGACAAGACGUAUAAUCCAUGCACACUCGCACUCUUAUUGUAACAGAAAGCCAAACAUGGUCAUUGUGUAUAUUCUUUAUUUAACAUGGCAUGAAAGUUUACUAAAGACGUAGUGCAUGGAAUCGUUCUGUAGUUGUAGUGCAUGGAAUUUCAGUGUAGAAGAAUGUAUCUAGCUGUGUAUAGCACUCAAAGUUAUUUGUUGUGGAAUGGUAAAACAUGAACCAGGUAUUCCAGGAAGUACAGGUAAAUUUUGGAACAUUGUGUUAGCUUCACCACAUCUUCACAUCUUCUAUUCAGGAGCCAUUGAACAAAAUCCUGAACAGUGUCAUAACGAAAAAGAAAAAACACUAUUGAGUUUUUUUUGCGCAGUCAAAGACUGAUGGUUGAUGGAAAUUGACUUUUUGAGGAAAAUGAUGUCUGAAGAAUGCCUUUUUGAAAACAAAAAUUUAGUUACCCAUAAAUUUUACGUAAAUGAUCGCCAGCUUCUUGGACGCCCAUUUUCACUGAUUUCAAAUUUCGAGACUUUUGCGGUGAAUGACUUAGUUCUAAUAAUGUUGCACAAUAUACAACCUUCGGUCAUUUCCACAAAAAACAAAACAAAACAAAGAAAAAAUAAUAACAGUUUGCGACAUUUGUGAAAGUGGCCCCAGAUAAUUGAAGAUAUGGCCAAUGUUUUUUUGAAUGGUUCAAUUUUGCUCGGCACCUUUGGUGUCAGUAACAACGCCUUUUAACAAUUAAAGGGCGCCUUUGUAAUAGGUCUUUUGCCAAUACCAAUCACUUCAGCAGUGAAGAUAUCACAUGUGGGUAUGGAAAACAUUUCACUUGCCUCCCCACUGUAAUGGCUUCUUAUUUUUACUUAUUAAAAGACAUGGUAUUUACAUUUUAAAUAAGUCCUUUUUGAAGUUAAAAUUUGGUAUAAAUGGACUCUUGUUUUUUUUUGCUCUGUCAGCAAAAUCGGCUGCUUUCCAGAUAAGCCAAAAUGUUGAUAGAUUUCAGCAGUUUCAUCAGACAGAGGGUCCUGCGGAUAUGGUGUUGAAGACGACUCGGUUUGGUUAAAACCAAAAUGCUUAUGACUGAGGCAUUUUCAUGCAUAAAAUAUAGAUAUAUAGUAGUGCCAAAAAUUUGCUUUGAAAACACUUGCACACAUUUGUAAACAUCUCCACGUCAGCUAAUUUGUACUGGUCCUUACUGGCUUGCCGCGGUCUAGGCAACCCAGUGUUGGCAGCCCAUUGCAGGAAACCUAAAAUACAGGCUGUCUUGCGCAUCCGUUUGUUUUAUACAAGCAGUAUGUAGAGUAAAUUUUAUCGCUAUGGUCAAAGUCAGUCAGUUGAACUACACUUAGAAAAAUUUGGGCCAACAGACUAAAAAAUCUGAGUUAUACAAUUGAGCUAAUUCAACUCAGCUGAGUCAUUUUACCGGAUCAGCUGAAUCCGACUCCUGUGAGUUUUCCGACUAAGCAAGUAGUCAACAAUAAUAUAACCAGAUAAGUUUUAUGACUCAACUGUUAUGACUCAGACGCAGAUCUGACCAUAUGAAUUAGCUCAAUUGUUUAACCCAGAUUUUUGUCCAAUGCACAUUAUUUGCAGAAAGAAAAGACAAAUUGUUUGCUUACAACAGCUUGAGGAAAAAAUGUUUACUAAACCUAAUAAGAAGCUUUACGACCUGCACUAGUAGAACAUAUACGGUUCAUAAGGUUGUAUAGUCUUAUGAUGUCUCAAUCCAACAAUGUUAUGAAUCGAAUCCAGCUCUUGUUGGUGUAGUCGCAGGUUUAAAGAGGCUGAAACGGAGAUAUAUGGCUAAAAAACCGUACCCGCUCAUCGGAUCUGAUUUCCUCUAUUUUCCAAGAAGAGCUGAAAUUAUUGUCAUUCGGAAAAUAUCAAUCUCGGACCAGUACAAUUUAUAUAGCGUUAACAUGAUUCUAAAGUUUUACGAUGUUAAUUAAUGAUUUUGAAGGUUAACACUUGACACAAGAGACUGAUAUUUUGUGAAAUUUAAUUUUUUGGGCUAGUCAAAAAAAAAAAAGCGAAAAAUCGGUUGGAUUUACGUUGAGUGUGUUUUGCCAAAAUUUUCCGUUACAUUCUCUUUAAAUAACGCGGAAUGUCAGGUAAAUGGCUCGAGACGACAUGGUUUCCUCUGGGCACUCCGGUAUCUCCUCUCUUCACACACACGUGCGUACGAGAGUGACUAUGUAAGUGAAAAAUACCAGAGCACGGCGUUAAAAUAUCGGUCAUACAUACAGGAAUAUAGAUACAGAUUAUAACGAGGUGUAGCGUAAGUGGGGCCUUAAUUACCUUAAUAAAGAUUCUACCUGCCCAUUCAUUGUUUAUGUAAUACCAAACUGCAUGUAUAUCGUAGCUAGUCACUUUUCACCGCAUGCUGUGUCAACCGUGUGGAUCGAGUUCCUUCGCUUGUAUCGUCACAUCUGUUCUCCCUGUCCUGUAGGAUGGCCCUUAAAAGGGCUUGUACAAGUUUCUAAUAAAUAAAAUAUCUAAAAAAAAAAAAUAUCGUGGCAAACUGCUCCAAAAAA
Molecule: messenger RNA, 5733 nt
Organism: Liolophura sinensis
Lineage: Eukaryota; Metazoa; Mollusca; Polyplacophora; Chitonida; Chitonidae
Product: ARF GTPase-activating protein GIT2-like
Exons: 20
Coding region: 91-2346 (751 amino acids)
Biological process (GO): regulation of ARF protein signal transduction; regulation of G protein-coupled receptor signaling pathway; brain development
Cellular component (GO): synapse
Molecular function (GO): GTPase activator activity; small GTPase binding
Source: RefSeq, a predicted model, not a curated record